Molecule: messenger RNA, 1331 nt
Organism: Topomyia yanbarensis
Lineage: Eukaryota; Metazoa; Arthropoda; Insecta; Diptera; Culicidae
Gene: Su(P)
Product: prostaglandin E synthase 2
Exons: 3
Coding region: 106-1284 (392 amino acids)
Cellular component (GO): mitochondrion
Molecular function (GO): prostaglandin-E synthase activity
Source: RefSeq, a predicted model, not a curated record
AAUUUUGUUUUGCUUUUUGAAGCGUCACCCGACCAGUUUGUUUUGUACGAGUACAUUUCGGUUGUACCGCAGAAUUUGUUACACAUUCUGAGCAUAAUUUACGUAAUGACCAUGUAUCGCUCGAGUUUUUUCUGUCGAUCUUUUGUACGAUUUUCGAGCCAACGUGGACUGGCGCCAGGAGAGCAGCGGCUCACUGUGGUUCGUCGAUAUGCAGGUUCAUCCGGAAAUCAUGCUUCUAAUGGAACGCUUCGAUUAGCACUGAAGGGAGCUGCUGUGGGCGCUCUGCUAGGCACUGGCUGGUCUGGCUAUAACUAUUUUGUUGGUAAGCCCGCUGAUCAUAUGAUACACGAGAAAAUAGGCCCAACCUAUCUAGAUAAGAUGCCGGACGUCAAAAUAACCAGAAGAGUGAAAAAUCCGAAGGAUGAUUCUGGACUGGAACUAGUGUUGUUUCAGUUUCAGACAUGCCCGUUCUGCUGCAAGGUCCGAUCUUUUUUAGAUUACAGUGGCCUUUCCUAUUCAGUGGUAGAAGUAGAUGCCGUACUCAGACAAGGCAUUAAGUGGUCCGAUACAAAAAAGGUGCCAACUAUGCUCGUUAAAACUAAAACUGGCAAUUACGUUCAGCUAACCGAUUCCAGCAUGAUUGUGUCGGUAUUGUCAAGUUAUUUAAAUGACAAGAGCCAAGAUGUUGGCGAACUGGCUAAAUUUUAUCCCUCUAUUACAUACAUAAAUGACGCGGGACGGAAAACUAAUGACAUCAUGAACAAGUACUUCCUUAUGUUACAAGACGCAAAACGCCAUUCGACCAACGACCCGCAAGAAGAAGAACGAAAGUGGCGCUCGUGGGCUGAUGAUCAUUUGGUACAUCUUAUUUCUCCCAACGUGUAUCGAAACAAGGAGGAGGCAUUGGAAACAUUUGAAUGGUUUUCGGACGUCGGCGAAUGGGACGUACACUUUCCAAAGUGGGAACGGAACCUGAUGGUGUACGUCGGUGCACUGGCCAUGUGGGCUAUUAGCAAACGACUGAAGAAACGCCAUCAACUUACAGACGACGUGCGAUCGCAUAUUUAUGACGCUUGUGAUAGGUGGAUCGCAGCGGUGGAGCAAAAGAAGUCACCGUUUCUGGGUGGCAAGUCACCUAAUUUAGCGGAUCUUGCAGUGUUCGGCAUACUUAAUAGCAUGGAAGGAUGUCAGGCAUUCAAGGAUUGCCUAGAGAAUACAAACAUUGGCGGAUGGUUCUAUGCGGUACGGAAAGAAGUGAUGAGCAAUCGAGGUCAAGUAGUGUGAGCGAUGUUCUAUUUUGCUGUAAUUUGUUAAUAUAUUUUAAACCUAAA